AUGUCUAUCCUCAAGAUGCAGGCAAGAGAGAUCUUUGACUCUAGGGGAAACCCCACUGUUGAGGUUGAUCUCUACACUUCAAAAGGUCUCUUCCGAGCUGCUGUACCCAGUGGUGCAUCUACUGGUGUCCAUGAAGCCCUGGAGCUCCAAGACAAUGAUAAAACCCGCUACGUGGGGAAAGGUGUCUCAAAAGCGGUUGAGCAUAUCACUAAAUCUAUUGCCCCGUGCCUGAUUAGUAAGAAACUGAAUGUUGUGGAGCAGGAGAAGAUCGACAAAUUGAUGCUAGAAAUGGACGGCACUGAUAAUAAAUCUAAAUUUGGUGCCAAUGCCAUCCUGGGAGUAUCUCUGGCUGUUUGUAAGGCUGGAGCUGCAGAGAAAUGUGUCUCCCUGUACCGCCACAUUGCUGAUCUUGCAGGCAAUGAAGAAGUUAUCCUGCCAGUUCCAGCCUUCAAUGUGAUCAAUGGUGGCUCUCAUGCUGGUAACAAGCUGGCCAUGCAGGAGUUCAUGAUCCUCCCUGUUGGGGCAUCAAGCUUCAAGGAGGCCAUGCGCAUUGGAGCUGAGGUCUACCACAACCUGAAGAAUGUGAUUAAUCAGAAAUAUGGACAGGAUGCCACCAAUGUAGGGGAUGAGGGUGGCUUCACUCCUAACAUCCUGGAGAAUAAAGAAGCUCUGGAGCUGUUAACGACUGCUAUUAGUAAAGCUGGCUAUACUGAUAAGGUGGUCAUUGGCAUGGAUGUUGCUGCUUCAGAAUUCUACCGAUCUGGGAAAUACGACUUGGACUUCAAGUCCCCCGAUGACCCCAGCAGACACAUCUCCUCUGAGGCUCUUGGGGACCUCUACAAGGGCUUCAUCAAGGAUUAUCCAGUGGUGUCCAUUGAAGAUCCCUUUGACCAGGAUGACUGGGAAGCUUGGACAAAUUUCACUGCUACUGCAGACAUCCAGGUGGUGGGGGAUGCCCUCACUGUGACCAAUCCCAAACGUAUUGAAAAGGCUGUGGAUGUCAAAGCCUGCAACUGCCUUCUGCUCAAAGUGAACCAGAUUGGCACUGUGACUGAAUCUCUCCAGGCGUGCAAGCUGGCCCAGUCCAACGACUGGGGAGUCAUGGUUUCCCAUCGUUCUGGGGAGACUGAGGAUACCUUCAUUGCAGACCUAGUGGUGGGUCUGUGUUCCGGACAGAUCAAGACUGGUGCCCCCUGCCGUUCUGAGCGUCUGGCCAAGUAUAAUCAGAUUCUCAGAAUUGAGGAAGAGCUGGGCGGCAAGGCCAAAUUUGCUGGAAGAAACUUCAGAAACCCUAAGGCACAGUAA
Gracilinanus agilis (Agile Gracile Mouse Opossum) is the source of this 1305-nucleotide messenger RNA. RefSeq names its product alpha-enolase-like. Gene Ontology annotation, biological process: glycolytic process. The record is from RefSeq and is a predicted model, not a curated record. Gene Ontology annotation, cellular component: phosphopyruvate hydratase complex. The coding region runs from base 1 to 1305 and encodes 434 amino acids. The transcript has a single exon. Lineage: Eukaryota; Metazoa; Chordata; Mammalia; Didelphimorphia; Didelphidae. Gene Ontology annotation, molecular function: magnesium ion binding; phosphopyruvate hydratase activity.